CAAGCAAUUUCAGUCCGUCAAAUAUCAAAAUCCCUAGCUGUAAAGCUUCCAACAUUUCUUAUUCUUUCAUCCAAACCCAACAUCUAAGAAAUCUCUCAACCAAUUCCUCCAUAAGACGUCCCAACGAUCUCGUUUCCAUAUUAACUUAAAGUCUUAUUUUCGUCUUUGAGACGUAUCCUCGAAAACCCAUAUCCAUUUUCUCUUCCAGGAUUAUUUCCCCCACCCACCGUUUCUUUUGAUUCUCUAUGAUCGGAGAUUGGGUUGGACUCUCCCACACAAAAAUGAGGGUUUCGACUUUCGCUUUUGUUGUUCUCCUUGUUUAUGCUUCUCUUUUGAUGAUUGGGGCCGACGAGAUAGACCAAAGUCAACAGACGGAGCGAAUUUCAGGAAGCGCUGGUGAUGUUUUGGAAGAUGAUCCUGUGGGAAGAUUAAAAGUGUUUGUUUAUGAGCUGCCAAGCAAAUACAACAAGAAAAUACUGCAGAAGGAUCCCAGAUGCCUUAACCACAUGUUUGCUGCUGAGAUCUACAUGCAUCGGUUUCUGUUAGGCAGUCCAGUUCGAACACUCAAUCCUGAAGAAGCUGACUGGUUCUACACCCCUGUAUACACUACUUGUGACCUUACGCCAAAUGGGCUUCCUUUGCCUUUCAAAUCCCCACGAAUGAUGCGAAGUGCAAUCCAGCUGAUCUCUUCAAACUGGCCUUACUGGAAUAGGACAGAAGGGGCUGAUCACUUCUUCGUUGUCCCCCAUGACUUUGGAGCCUGCUUUCAUUAUCAGGAAGAGAAAGCUAUUGAACGAGGGAUUCUUUCGUUGCUCCAACGUGCUACCUUGGUUCAGACUUUUGGACAGAGGAAUCAUGUUUGUCUGAAGGAGGGUUCAAUCACAAUUCCUCCAUAUGCUCCUCCACAGAAAAUGCAAUCCCAUUUGAUUACCCCAGACACUCCACGCUCCAUCUUUGUUUAUUUCCGGGGUUUGUUUUAUGAUGUGGGAAAUGACCCAGAAGGUGGUUAUUAUGCAAGAGGGGCACGGGCAUCAGUUUGGGAAAACUUCAAGGAUAAUCCACUUUUUGACAUCUCUACUGAGCACCCAAGUACAUAUUAUGAAGACAUGCAGCGUGCUGUUUUCUGCUUGUGUCCUCUGGGCUGGGCCCCGUGGAGUCCUAGAUUGGUUGAAGGAGUGAUAUUUGGUUGUAUUCCUGUUAUCAUAGCAGAUGACAUUGUGCUACCAUUUGCAGAUGCUAUCCCGUGGGAGGAAAUUGGGGUGUUUGUAGAUGAGAAGGAUGUUCCUAAAUUAGAUACCAUCCUUACGUCAAUACCUCCGGAAGUAAUAUUGAGGAAGCAGAGGUUGCUUGCCAACCCUUCAAUGAAGCAGGCAAUGCUUUUCCCACAGCCUGCUCGGCCGGGAGAUGCUUUCCAUCAGAUCCUGAAUGGGCUCGCACGUAAGUUGCCUCAUGACAAGAGUGUUUACCUGAAGCGCGGUGAGAAGAUCUUAAACUGGACUGCAGGUCCUGUUGGUGACCUGAAACCAUGGUAGCAGCAACAUCUACUCUGGAAUGCUAUAAUCUCACCGUUUUUGCCUCGCCUCAGCCCACCCAAAUUCUGUUUACGUCAAUUCCAUCGGGAUGCUGGCUUCAUUUCAUUCAUACUGAAAAAGUAAUUGUAAAUUACCAUUUUGUUGAAAGCCAAAACGAUUACAUUUUACUUAUCCUUGUUUCCCCUCCCCCCUUCCUUUGUUUAGGUUUAGGUAGAGUUUUAGAUGUGUGACGCAUGUGUUGCACUUGCCCUUAUUGGGUAAUCAUAAUUUGAUCUUAAUGCUAACAUCUUAAUUUGAAGCUCUCAGAAUAUU
This is a messenger RNA of Telopea speciosissima, 1844 nucleotides long. RefSeq names its product probable beta-1,4-xylosyltransferase IRX10L. Bases 246 to 1532 code for a protein of 428 amino acids. The transcript has 4 exons. Lineage: Eukaryota; Viridiplantae; Streptophyta; Magnoliopsida; Proteales; Proteaceae. Gene Ontology annotation, biological process: plant-type secondary cell wall biogenesis; glucuronoxylan biosynthetic process. Gene Ontology annotation, molecular function: glycosyltransferase activity. The record is from RefSeq and is a predicted model, not a curated record.